CCAGAACAUCAGACACUGCAUUCCAGUCACAGUUCUCCAAUCAGCUGCUAGCCUCAAUUUAUCUCUUUGGUCCUGUGCAACACAGCAAAGGUUAAAGCAUACCAACUGCUCAGCGGGUUAACUUUAUCUUUGUUUUGAAAUCAUAAAAUCUCUUUAAGAAGCAGAUAAUGGUCUUGCUUGGGAGAGCCCGGCAGAGCUGUAUGAGCUGGGGGGGGAGGACGCUUGCCUGGGUUCAGUGAGGGAGAGGAGCAGGUAGUACUGCUGGUGCUUGUAGUGGAGCUCAACAGGGACCAUGAGAGGCGGCCAGGCAGGACACGGCUUGGAACAACCUGGUCUAGUGGAGGGUGUCCCUGCCUGUGUCAGGGAGCUGGAAUUCAACCAUCUUUAAAGGUCCCUUCCAACGAGGACCAUUCUGUGAUGGCUUGGAGGAGCGGACAAGGCAGCAGCUUUGGGGUUUUUGAAAGGAAAGCCAUAGAGUUCAAAGGAGAUGCAACCUCAGGGCCUGCAAAGUAUUGUUUUGUUGGGUUUUUUCUGCCUUUUCUUUUUGUUCGACGCGGUUUUGUGAUCCCUGAGCUCUCACUUCCCUGGUGACAGGCUCAGACGUUUUUCCCGCAGGCUGCCCGCGGCCUUCCCGGGAAGGGCCGUCGGGAGCGUUCACCCAUGCCAGGCGGGGCGAGGCCGGGCCUAUCUCACAAACCCACCCCUCGUCUCCGGCUCUUCUAGUCGCCCCGGCGCCCUUCGCCCCACCGACACCGGCCCGGCGCCCCCUCCCACAACAUGGCGGCCCACGUCGGGUCGCCCCAUCGCCUUGCCCCCGCCCGCCCUUCUGCCCGCGGGGGCCCCUCUCUACCUACCUGGAGGCCCACCUCUAUGGUCAGGGGCGCGGCGGCGGGAGGCGGGCGCCGCCCGGCCCCUCCGUGUGACGGCGGUGGCGGGGCGGGGCCUGUCCGGCGGGGGGCGCGGCGGGCCGGGCUGGCGGUUGGACUGACUCCCCUUUGUGUCUGGAGCCGGCGGGGCCGCUGGUGCUGUUGGGGCGGGCCGGCGGGAGGGGGCGCGAACCGCGGCGGGGCGGCGGACCUCCGGCCCUCGGCACCCGCCCGCAGCCGGCAGCCGGCAGCGGGCAGGGGAAGGAGGCGGAGCGGUGCGGAGCUGGCAGCGCGGAGGGGCUGAGCCUUUCGUCGGGCUGAGCGGAGACUUGAGGGGUUAGAGGAGGCCGGGCUAGGCCGGGGGCUGCCUUGGCGCUGUGGGAACUCGGGGAGGGUAGGCAGAGGAGCGGGAGCGCCGGCCCCCGGCGCGGGGAAGGGCCUCGGCCGCGCUCUCGCCCGCGGAGGGCAGCCGGGUGCCCUCGCAGCUGGAGCCGCCGAGGAGGGGCCUCGCUCCCGCCGCCCCGCGUUCCGGGCCCCACCUUUGUCGGGGUGGCCGACGGUGGCGUCGCUUCGGUGGCGGGGGGCGCGCGGUGGAGCCCGCCCGGCGCGGGAGGCAGAUGGGCCGGGAUGCAGCCGCAGCCCUCGCCGUGAGAACGGAGCUGGUCGCGCCUCGCCGCGGAGGGACUGAGGGCAUCGCCGCCGCCUUCCCGGGAGCGUGAGGCAGCGAAGAGGGGCGGCGAGAAGACAGAGACUUUUAACGGGAUGGGACGCGGCUCUGCCGUGAGCCCGUAGAGCCUGUUGUGACCGUGCCCCGGUCAGCCGGCGGGGGCAGCUCUGACUGACAUUGCUGUAGACGCGGGCUCGCGUCUGGAUAUGUUUCCUCCUCAACCGGGCUGUUUCUUCGAUAUCGUGAAGCUGCGUGGGAAAUAAGCCUUGUUCCCAGCUCGGUCGGGAGCGUGCCGCCGUUCCCCGGCGGGGGGACAUGCCUCGGGGCUGGGAGGCAGGAGCAGGCGCUUCCCCAGGGUCCGCGAAGCCGUGCCGACACCCCAGGCAUGAAGGCAGGCGGGUGUAAUGGAGUAAGAGCGAAGACGGCUCCUCUCAUCUGCCAUUUGCCCUUCCAGACGGGAUUGUAAACCGAGAGAGUUGAGGAAGGCUGUGCGGAAGAAGGAGGAAAUUCCUCUCGUCGGGUUCCCACCCCCCCUUUUCUUUUAUUUCUUUUAAUUUUUUCCCUCGUCCUGCCUCGAACCUUGGCUUCCCCAGGUAUGACUGCCUCACUGCAGCACCUUGUGCUGGUGCUCCUGCUCUCCAGUGCCACCCUGCUGCUCAGCACUGCGGCUGCUACGCAGAGUGAGGAGCGGCUGUGUGCAUUUAAGGACCCUUAUCAGCAGGACCAUGGAAUCAGUGAGAGCCGAAUCUCCCAGGAAAAUGGCACAAUUUUGUGCAUGAAAGGUAGUACCUGCUAUGGACUUUGGGAAAAAACACGAGAAGGAGACAUACAUCUUGUAAAACAAGGUUGCUGGUCUCAUAUAGGAGACCCACAAGAGUGUCACUUUGAGGAGUGUAUAGUUACAACCACCCCUUCCUUGAUUCAGAAUGGAACAUACCGCUUCUGCUGUUGUAGUACAGACUUGUGUAAUGUCAACUUCACAGAAAAUUUUCCACCUCCUGACCCUACUGAUACAACGCCUUACAAUUCUUCUCAUUCUUUUCAUCGAGAUGAGACUAUAGUUAUUGCCCUUGCGUCUGUGUCUGUACUGGCUGUUUUGAUUGCUGCUCUGUUCUUUGGAUACAGGAUGCUUGCAGGAGACCGUAAACAAGGUUUGCACAGUAUGAACAUGAUGGAGGCAGCAGCAUCAGAGCCCUCAUUGGAUCUGGAUAAUCUAAAGUUGUUGGAGCUGAUUGGCCGUGGGCGCUAUGGAGCAGUGUACAAAGGCUCCCUAGAUGAACGUCCAGUUGCUGUCAAAGUAUUUUCUUUUGCCAAUCGUCAGAACUUUGUCAAUGAGAGAAACAUUUACAGGAUUCCACUGAUGGAACAUGACAACAUCGCCCGCUUCAUUGUGGGGGAUGAGAGAUUCACUGCAGACGGCCGUAUGGAAUAUUUGUUGGUGAUGGAAUAUUACCCCAAUGGUUCUUUGUGCAAAUAUUUGAGUCUCCACACAAGUGACUGGGUGAGCUCUUGUCGUCUGGCACACUCUAUAACUCGGGGCUUGGCGUACCUGCAUACGGAACUACCUCGAGGAGACCAUUACAAACCUGCAAUAUCCCAUCGUGACUUGAACAGCCGUAAUGUCCUGGUAAAGAAUGAUGGAACAUGUGUAAUUAGCGAUUUUGGGCUCUCCAUGAAGCUGACUGGAAACAGACUGGUACGCCCAGGUGAGGAAGAUAAUGCAGCCAUUAGUGAGGUUGGUACAAUCCGCUACAUGGCCCCAGAAGUUCUUGAAGGAGCAGUGAACUUGAGGGACUGUGAAUCCGCAUUGAAACAAGUAGAUAUGUAUGCGCUAGGCCUUAUCUACUGGGAGAUAUUUAUGAGAUGUACAGACCUCUUCCCAGGGGAAUCUGUGCCAGAGUACCAGAUGGCUUUCCAGACAGAAGUCGGAAACCAUCCCACUUUUGAAGAUAUGCAAGUCUUGGUGUCUAGAGAGAAGCAAAGACCAAAAUUCCCAGAAGCGUGGAAGGAGAACAGCCUGGCUGUGAGGUCACUUAAAGAAACAAUUGAAGACUGUUGGGAUCAGGAUGCUGAAGCUCGACUAACGGCGCAGUGUGCUGAGGAGAGAAUGGCGGAACUCAUGAUGAUCUGGGAGAGAAAUAAAUCAGUUAGUCCAACGGUCAACCCUAUGUCAACUGCCAUGCAAAAUGAGCGGAAUCUGUCACAUCACAGGCGUGUAUCAAAGAUAAGGCCAUAUCCAGAUUACUCUUCCUCUUCCUACAUUGAAGAUUCAAUCCACCACGCUGACAGCAUAGUGAAGAACAUUUCUUCUGAACAUUCAAUGUCCACUACACCAUUGACUUCAGGGGAGAAGAAUAGAAACUCCAUUAACUAUGAGCGGCAGCAAGCGCAAGCUCGCAUCCCUAGUCCUGAGACAAGCGUCACCAGUUUGUCCACCAACACAACCACCACCAAUACAACUGGCCUCACUCCUAGCACUGGCAUGACCACCAUAUCUGAAAUGCCUUAUUCGGAUGAAACAAACUUACAUACCACAAAUGUCAUGCAGCCAGGCGGGCCCACCCCUGUUUGUCUGCAGCUAACAGAGGAGGACUUAGAGACAAAUAAAUUGGAUCCAAAAGAAGUGGAUAAGAACCUGAAAGAAAGCUCUGAUGAGAAUCUGAUGGAACAUUCACUUAAGCAGUUUAGCGGGCCAGAUCCACUCAGCAGCACUAGUUCCAGCUUGCUUUAUCCACUGAUAAAACUUGCAGUAGAGGUGACAGGACAACAGGACUUCACACAAGCUGGCAAUGGUCAAGCAUGUUUGAUUCCAGAUGUCCCAUCUGCUCAGGUCUAUCCUCUACCCAAGCAACAGAACCUUCCGAAGAGGCCUACUAGCCUUCCCCUGAACACCAAAAAUUCAACAAAGGAGCCACGGUUAAAAUUCGGUGGCAAGCACAAAUCAAACUUGAAGCAAGUGGAAACAGGCGUUGCCAAGAUGAACACUAUCAAUGCUGCAGAACCUCAUGUUGUGACAGUUACCAUGAAUGGAGUGGCUGGGAGAAGCCACGGCAUAAACUCUCAUGCUGGCACAACCCAGUACGCCAAUGGCACGGUGCCAUCUGGCCAGACCACCAGUUCGGUAGCACAAAGGGCCCAGGAAAUGCUUCAGAACCAGUUCAGUGGAGAGGACAGUCGGCUGAAUAUUAAUUCAAGCCCUGAUGAGCACGAACCCUUGUUGAGGCGGGAGCAGCAAGUUGGCCAUGAUGAAGGUGUUCUGGACCGCCUAGUAGACAGGAGAGAGCGACCACUGGAUACUGGCAGAACAAAUGCCAAUAACAACAACAGUAACCCAGGUCCAGUGCAAGAUGCAGCUACAGUCAGUAUCCAGAAUGUAGUGAGAAAUCCUGGGCAGACCCAGACUAGAAGAGCACAGAGGCCUAAUUCGCUGGAUCUAUCGGCCACAAAUAGUUUGGAUAGCAGUAGUAUGCAGUUAGGUGACUCCUCGCAGGACGGCAAAUCGGGCUCAGGAGAAAAGAUCAAGAAACGUGUGAAAACUCCAUACUCCCUGAAGCGGUGGCGUCCUUCCACAUGGGUCAUCUCCACCGAGCCGCUGCACUGCGAGGUCAACAACAACGGCAGCGACCAGGCCGUUCACUCCAAAUCCAGCACUGCCGUUUACCUUGCGGAAGGAGGCACUGCCACCACAAUGGUAUCUAAGGACGCAGGGGUGAACUGCCUGUGAAACACUUCAAAAGCCGGCAAAUGACCUUUUUUUUGCAUUAUUUGAAACAAACAUGCAGAAGACAUUUUAAUAAACUGCUUUCUCCUCCUGUCAGCAACCCCCUCCCAAGGACUCGCUUUAAAUAGAUUUCAGCUAUGCAGAAAAUUUUUAGCUUAUGCUUCCAUAUUUUUUUUCUUUUUUUUUUUUUUUUGUUUUUAUUUUUGGAACGUUUUUGCACUUUUUAUUUAGUAUCGCUCAAGUUCAGUCUGUCUGUUUCGACCACGGAAUAUAUAUAUGUGUAUCAAAUGUGGUCUCAAAAUAUUUUUUUAAGAAAAAAGGUAACAAAAAAAAGUAUUGCUGAUAAUCAGUUUGGACCAGUUUCUUACGGUCACUAAGAUCAUACGCAGACUAUAAGACAGGUUUGACUGCAGUGGUGUCUUGUUUAACCAUGUUUUGAUUUCUGUGCACAAGCUAGUCUGUAUAUUUCUGUGUUACAAAGUGUAUUCUCUUUUGAACCCCCUGUUUUUCUUGUGUCAUGUUGAAAUGUGCAAUAGUCUAUAGUUCACAGUAUGCUUAUUGAAGAGUAUGUUUCUAAAACUGCCACAUGUUCCCCUUUUUGUAUUUGUUCUUUUUUCCCUGACAGUCGAGCAGUCGGCCGGUCAUGACAGUGAACUUUGCACACCGUAGCCAGCCUGAAGCAGCUGGCUGUAUCACAUUGUGCUCUGAGGUGACAAUGCAUGAAUUUUCCCCAACUUAAAAGGGCUUUUAAAAAGAAACAAAAGAAGAAAAAUCUGAGCUCAGUACCUUUCCUUCAAUCCUUCCAAGUCAAAAUGUGUUCCCUUUAUAGUAGUAGAUGCCAGCCUGUGAAGUUCUGAAUAACAAAACAUUGAACAAAUGUAAGGAAACUGUCAGCCAUUUUUUUCCAUUUUAUUUUGUGUGCAGUUUCGCCCCUUGUAUUUAUGUAAAACCUGAUUUAGAUCACUGAUGAUGUAUGUUGAAAAAUACAUUUCAUUCAGAAAUCUUAAUAACUGUCAUACCUAAAAGCUCUAGUGAAGGUAGGUUGCGAGCGUAUGAUGUAUUUUGUUUACAAAGAGGAAAAAUCAUGAAUCAUAUUCGGCACAAAAGAAUUCUGUGGUGAGUCACACAUCUUUCUUGAUUUACCUCCUUGCACACAGUCUGGGGUAAAAUCAGCCCCAUUACUUACGCAGGUAGGUGCAUCCUAAUUGCCUGUUGUUGCUGAGUGGAGUUAAACCUGUCCUCCCUUCAAAGUUCUUAGAACCCCCAAUUCAUCUUCUUAAAAUGUAUUGCACGCUUUUAAAACUCAUGGUUAUGAGCAUUUGCGAGGGAGGGUUGGAGCUUCUUCCCUCUGCUUAGAUCCUUCUUUCAGCUGUAUGCACAUUGAUUUUUAGGUGUCAGUGAACAUGAAUGUAAUAUCUAUUGAGGUAAAUUGUUUUUUCACCAUCUCGAGUAAAUCUUAACCUUUUUUAGAAUGAUUGUUUUUACUCUCUACUGAAAGAAAUUUAAUAUCCUUACUGGUCAGGACCUCCUUCCACCUGAGAAACAUUCUUUCUCACAGAAAACACAUCAGUAAAAACUACUUUGAUGAAAAAGACAUAACACAUGUCAGUCUUUGGUAUUGAGUGAAGUUUUACCACUUUAUCAGAAAACCGAUGCUGUUAAAAGAAAGAAAAUCUAUUCAGUCAGCCUGCCAAAGUCCUGUGGCAGGAUACUGGCAGCAAACAAUUGCCUCCCCCAGCCUGUCUCCUUUCAGCUGACUGAAACAGAUGCUCUGUGCUUUCAAGCUCAUUUGUUUCCUUGCUGUUACAUUAUUUUUUCCCCAGAGGUAAACUUUGCCAACCUUGUUCUUCUCUAUCUGAUGAUACAACAAACAUAAUAUAUGCCUUGCUAUAUCUGAUUCUUGCUGUUUCCCAAAAUCCCUUGUUUAUGCUCGAUUGCUAUGAUUUUCUCUUGUAAUUGUUUCCUAGAUGCUCCUGGGUAUCUCCAGGAGAUAACUCUAUAAAUCCGGACUUUGAUUAAGUGUAGCUGUAGAAAUACAAGCCAUGAGACGCAUUAUGGGCUCCCUAUGUUCCUGAAGCACCAGUUCAAGUAGUACCUCUCGUCUCUGAGGCGUAAUUCUGUUAUCCAUCUGUCUAAAUACACAGUUGUAUCUCCCCUCUUCAAAAAUCCAGCCCUUCUCUGGUUUUACUUUUAAUUCACUCCCUGGCUCCCCAUCUGCUGCAAUCUCGCAUCCCAGAUGUUGAAAACCUGCCAGUUGCUCAGCUGGGUUUCAAGACCUGAAUCACAAUUUUUGGCAUUCUGUUCAGAAUGCUGGCUGUGGUUUUCUUCUCUUUGGCCUUCUUUGAGUCUCCGUUUGAAGUAUGGUAUGUUGUUCUGUGAUGAUCGUUGUAUCAUGCAUAUUGAACAUUCUUCACUCCUUUCCCAAUGACUUUUUGCUUUGCCUUGCGUGUAUCAUCCAUCAGCAUUUCAGAAUGUGGGCUGAAAAGUGUAUUUAGUACACUUAGCUAACUUGCAACACUCUGAGGGAGAAAAGUGAUUUGCUCUGACUACUGCUUCUUUCUGCUAAGACAGAUUUGCACCAGUCUUCUAGCCUUCCUUUUCAGGCCCAUCGUUUGUAAGAAAUCCAACUUUAUGCUCGAUGCAAUCAAAAUCAUUUUAAUAGCAGAUGAAAAUGUUGUUCUGCAGUUUUCCCUUAAACAUUCUUAAAGCAAACAUAAUAGUUUCUAUUCCUUUAUCUAUUUGUAUCAUGUGCUGGAGGGCCUCUGGGAUGAAUUAUAAUUAGUAUAAAGUAUUGGCUUUGUAAUCUACCAGGGAUAAAUAUAAUUUGUAACAUGAUAGAAAUAUGUACUUUAUCACAAAAUACCAAACUGAGAAAAACUAUUUUUAAAGGUCAGUCAAAACAAACUCAUAAGUAGGUAGCAAAAAACUGUGAUUCUGCACAGCUAGAUGAGAUUAGCAGUUUGGUUUUAAUGCUUAAUAUAGUAAUGCCCUUUUUUUGUGCUCAUAGCACAUAAUCCAAUCUCCACAGAUAGUUUCUCUGUAAAUUAAAUGUACUGAAUUAUAUUUCAUGCCAUGGGCAGUCAUCCUUAACCAAACAAAAUACAUGUAAAAGAGAAUUCUACAGACCAGACACAUGAAUAGUUGAUAAAUGUACUAUAAUCAGGGGAGAUAAAUGUGUUUUAUUUCUUUGUGGUUUGGGGUUUUUUUGGUUUUGUUUUUAAGAGAAAAGGAUAAUGAUGGAAGUUGGUAAUUUUCUAUCAAUUUCUCAUGUAUAUUGCAGACAAGAUAAAUAUAGCAAAAUGAAAAUAGAAUGAUAGUGUAAAUACCUAUGAAUUGUGCCACUGUCAAAUAGGCAACAGUAGAAUAUUUGCUAUGGUAAUUUAUAAUGUAUAAUUCAAGUAAAAUGUUAGAGCAAACAUUUGUGAUGUUUGUAUAUAUAAGCCAAAAUUUUACUGGUUUUAGAAAACGAUGUGCUAGUAGAAGCCAGAAGAGUUAUUAGGUUAAUGCAUUGUCUCUUUUUCUGUUUCCUAUAGUAGAGAUACUCAUCAACAUAACAUGGUUUCUAGAAUGUGAAUUAUAACCAUUUGAACAGACAUGCCUCAUAGUCAGAUUUAUUUUCUUCUAAAAUCGAUGUUUGCAAGUCAGACUUGUCAGUCAAACUUUCCCUGAAUUUCCUUAUAAUGCUCCACAGCUUCAAGUGCUAAACAAUUCUUAUUAACUACGCCUUUCUUGAAACUCCAUGAUGCAUUUAAAUUGCACAGCUAAAAGUAAAGCAGUUCCUAAUUUAGAAACCAAUUUAUAUUGUCAUCUUUAGAAUAUUCUCAGAAACAAAGAACAUUUCUGUUCGUGUUCUGCUUUUCUACUGCUGUUCAUUUGUCUUGUUUCCCUAUAGAAAAUCACCUCAUUUUCAGAUGCAACAUAGUUUCAUUUUUUCUCAAGGCACCAGGGACAAAAACCCCCCAAACCAAACGACAAAAAACCCACCUUAUAAAUGUGUUUAGAAAGUAUGUAUCUUCCCACCUGUCAACCUUCUCUAAAAGAAAUCUUUAAUCUUACCUGCCUCAGAAAGAAUAAGGAAGUUCUGUAUUUGUAUGGAAUAUAUUGGGCCAAAUUUAAUAAUAAUGAAUUGUUACUUAAAAAUCUAUAUGUAUACAUUGUAUAUGCCAUAGUUUCAGUGUUCAGUGCAUUUUGCUCUAAUAUUCCUUUUUUACAUGUUAAAACAAGUAGUCCAUUAAUAUAACAUUACUAUGUCUAUGUUCAGAUUGUAAUUUUCUUUCAGGAAAAUAUUCAGAAGUUCAUGGAAAUUAUGGAUUAUGAAAAGUUCAAGCCUGAUUAGGGAGAAUUUAAAAAUUCACAUAUUUAGUCAAUACAGGAGAAAUUAAUGAUGCAUUUUUACUUGUAUAAAAAUGAUGGCAGUUCCCAUUGUGGAAACAGGCUGGUUUUAAGUUGUAAAAACCAUAAUUGCUGAGCACAGUAACAUACACAUGACCUGAUGUCUAAUUGGAAAAUUUGGAGCAUCUUAUCAAAGAAAAUUGAAACAGGAUUGAUUAGCCUAUGAAAGUUGGAUCAUAGACUGGACAACUUAGUAUUCUGGAUAAAUCUGAUUUAUUUGAAUUUUUCUCUCUGGUCUCCCACUAUCCACAUUAACAGGUAAAUAUAUUAACCUCCUUUUUUAAAUGUUCUUACUACUUUUUGUUCCACUUUAAGCCUUUCUUCAGUGAAAAAGCUAUACAGAUUGCAGUUGAAACCAAAUACAUAUUUUUAAUGUAAACUCUGUAUGUAUUUAGAUGCAUAUGUAUGCUGUGCAUAAAUUCCAGGAUCAAAUUCUGUGAGUUACAGCAUCAGAUGGUGGCAUUGGUAACAAGUAUAAUGUACCUUUUCAUGUGCCAUUUUUAAAUUCUUUAGUGCAUCAGAGUAAAAUUGGGAUCAGACUGUGACAUACAGUCCAGUGGUGCAAGAUCUCCCAUGACAGACUUGUCAUUGAUGAUUUAGGUGGAAUGGAUUUAUGAGAGAGAGAUGGGAAUGCACACAACAAACUUUAUCUGAAGCUGACUAAUUUAAGGUACCUCUCCUAAAGAUCAAAAAGUAACCCAAAAUACUUAAUACAUGAUCAUUUUUCCAAUUUUUUUAAUGCAGUAGCUAUAGUUAUGCGUGGUUGCCAUUUAAACAUAGUAUUUUAGUCCAAUAAAUCCAGUUACAUUUUAGGCUUCUAUAUUGUCAUAUAAAACUGUAGCUGUAGAAACACAUCACUUUUUUGAUAUCCUCCCCGCCCCCAGUAGGUUCAAUUUUGAUGUGAAGUAGUAACAAGUCAGAUUUCUCAUUUUGAGGUUUCUUCUGUACUGACUAAAAUGGUAGCAGAACUUCUGCUUCUGCAGAGGGCACAUUUAGGCACUUCAGUGAAUCACAAUGGGAGUUAUGUUUGGCACAAGUGUAGCUGAGGAAAUCAACAUCUAGUCGGCUGGCGCUUGAGCCGAGUGCUGUUGAAAUCAGAGAGCAGGCUGCCACUGAUUGUGAGCAAAGGAGGGUUGGGUUCUGCUGGCAGUGGUGUUAAGAAUUUCUCUUUGGAGGAUUAGCCCUGGCAAAGCUGGAGUGGAAAGUGGGACCACAUGGGUGAUGUUUUGAGGGGUGUGAGCUGAUGCCUGGGCUCAGGCUGUCAAGCUGGGUCAGUACCAGUGUGGUUGUGGUCAUUGUCAAGAAGGGGAACUGCACCAGUGGGAAGGGAAGGUUGCAAGAUAAAUCCUCAUUUACACCAAAGCCCUUUAAUGUUGAUCUGGGCUUCAUGCAGGUCUGAUUUGGUGGCUGCUGUGGUGCGUUACAAGUCUGAAUUACUUUUUGUGGCCAUUCCUAUUUAUUUCACUGGUUUAAUAUACAUAUGUGCAUAAUAAGCAGGAACUAGUGAGAGUUACGUUAAUUUGUAAUUGUCAGAGAUUUUAAAAAGCCUAUUGAUGAGAAAUUGUGUAAAUCUGCAAGUCAUUCAUUUGGUUAAUUUCAGUGCGUACGUCAUGUUUCAACAGACGAGUAACUCGCAGUAAGGAAGGAUUUCUUCCAUGUUCUUGCAGGCUUCUGCAGAUAGAUUACAGGAGCAUACAUCCAUCAGGGGCAUAGUAUCUUGCCUGGUAACUAUUUUAAAGCAGAAAUAAUUAGCCUUUAUAACUUCCUUGUUCCAAGGUCUCCCAAAAGUCAAUUUUUGUAGCCCAUUCUCUUGUUUUUAAGACAGAGCAAAAAUAUGUGAGGUUUAUUUGUAGAGCACUUGAUUCACUUUUUUUGUGCUUCAGAACUGUAUCAUGAAGUAUCACACUUCAGUCUUCUUUAUUCAAAAGGAAAGAAAAUAGUUGUUUCUGUAAAAAGUCAUGAGAACAAAGAAACAGAGACAAGUCCAAGUAAUAGCUGACCUUCCUUUGUCACUUUUGAAUUUCCUGACUGGUGACUCUUCUCUCUCCUUCACACUGUUGAAAUGUAUUUAAAACGGUUUGUAUGUAAUGUUUCUUGUCUGCUUUUUGUCUCUAGAGGAAAGUGUGCUCUAUUCACAUUUAUAUAAGCCGGAAUCAUAUUUUACAGUUGCUGUUGAUUAUUUCCCCCCCCAACGCAGUAUAAGAGGAAAAUGAACAUGGCAAAGACUGAUUUCUAGGGUUUGGUCUUCUGUAAAAGCUGAAAUAAGGAGAUGUGAAACUGCCAUUUUCCUUGUGAAAGACUGUAAAGAAAGCAUUACUUUCUGAGCGAGCUUUUCUGGGGAAGAGGGGGAGAAACCCUAGAAUAUGGAGUCUCAUCAGAACCCUUUUGUUAACGGGUAUUUUUGGUUUUCUCUCAAAUGGCUGAGAAAAUAUCAUGUAUGAAUUUAUAAAUAAUUGCUUUCAGUUAUUUCUUUUGUAUAAGCUGCCCAAUACCCUUGCUAUGCUGUAUAAGUUGUGUUUCAUGGAACAGUGUGAGUAUGAAAUAAAAAGCUAAUUUUUGGUUUUUAAAUCAUCUGUGGAUGCCACUAUGAAAGCUGACAUUGUUAAAGCCACUACAGAGUUUUCUAUGAAUACUUGUAAGAAUUGCUUUGUUAUAUAUAAACCUAAAUAAAGAGAUUGUAUUGAUACAGAGACAUUGGAUAAGAACAUUUAAAAAAGCUAUUCUUUAGGUCUAAAAGAAAAGGCUUGCUGUAAAAUGGUGCAUUAUUCCAUUUAUUAAAGAUCAUAUUAAUGACAAAAA
This is a messenger RNA of Strigops habroptila (Kakapo), 12445 nucleotides long. It is a transcript of the gene BMPR2, whose product is annotated as bone morphogenetic protein receptor type 2. Lineage: Eukaryota; Metazoa; Chordata; Aves; Psittaciformes; Psittacidae. The record is from RefSeq and is a predicted model, not a curated record. Gene Ontology annotation, molecular function: transforming growth factor beta receptor activity; ATP binding. The transcript is spliced from 13 exons. Gene Ontology annotation, biological process: BMP signaling pathway; cellular response to growth factor stimulus; protein phosphorylation. Bases 2129 to 5257 code for a protein of 1042 amino acids. Gene Ontology annotation, cellular component: signaling receptor complex; plasma membrane.